Molecule: messenger RNA, 1410 nt
Organism: Microplitis mediator
Lineage: Eukaryota; Metazoa; Arthropoda; Insecta; Hymenoptera; Braconidae
Product: odorant receptor 43a-like
Exons: 6
Coding region: 14-1264 (416 amino acids)
Biological process (GO): detection of chemical stimulus involved in sensory perception of smell; sensory perception of smell
Cellular component (GO): plasma membrane
Molecular function (GO): olfactory receptor activity; odorant binding
Source: RefSeq, a predicted model, not a curated record
UUCAACUAUCGUAAUGGUACCUUCUCUUAAGUCCAGAAAUAAUAAUAAUAAUUCACUUGAUAAUAUCGAUAGUACUGCUUCUAAAGAUUUGAAAUGGGCAGUCGGAUUAAAUCGGACAGUUUUGAAAAUUCUUGGUGUAUGGUACUAUAAUAAUCAAUCACCAUGGCAAACAUUAACGUUUAAUUUUCAAACAUUUAUUUUUGUAAUUGGAAUAUUCACCUUUGUAACAUUUCCUCAAACAUUAGCAUUGAUUAAAAUAUGGGGCGAUUUAACACUAAUUGUUGACAAUCUUAUUGUUAAUUUACCGAUUACAACAUGCGAAUUAAAAAUAUUUAUUUUAUGGUGGCAUAAGAAAGUUUUGGUAGCGCUAUUCGACGAUAUUGAAAAAGAUUGGCAUGGUAUUAAAAAUGAGUAUGAAAGAAAUAUAAUGAUAAAAUACGCAACAAUAUCAAGGAUAAUGACAAUAUGUGGAUUAUGUGGCGCUUUCUUCAGUCUUAUAUUGUAUCAAGGCCCAUUAACAUUUGGCAUUGUUUUACGUACAAUAACAAAUCUGACAGAUGAUCCUGAUAAUUUAUUUUCUCUUCAAGCUGUUUAUCUUUAUGAUACUUCAACAGCUUACAGUUACUAUUUGACAAGAAUAAGCCAAAUUGUUGGAUGUGGGCUUUCUGCUGUUGCUUAUACUAGCGCAGAUGUACUAUUUGGUAUGAUUGUUCUUCAUGUAUGUGGUCAAUUGGAAAUACUUGCCAGUCGAAUUCAAGUAAUUGCUGACAAACCACAAUAUUUUUCACGGCUACUGCGAGAACAUGUAAAGAAUCACGUUCGACUAAUUCGGUUUGUGCAAGAUAUUGAAAAAAUUUUUAGUUUGAUGUUACUUGCAUUGUUUGGUUCUGUCGCUAUUACAUUUUGUAUUCAAGGAUUUCAAUUUAUAAAUGUUUUUACAGAUACAACAGUUGAUUUACCAAUUACACAAAUGGUUUUUUAUAUGCAAUUUUUAAGCUACUGUUUAUUUCUAACAUUUGUUUAUUCGUGGGUUGGUGAAACUCUUCUUACUCAGAGCAGUGCAAUUUAUACGGCUGCUUGUGAUUGCAACUGGAUAUCUUGUGAUCAUAAUGAAGUGAAAGAUAUUAUACUUAUGAUUUUUCGUUCUCAAUACCCACUUCAAAUUACUGCAGGAAAUUUGAUACCCUUGUCGAUGAAUACAUUUGUUCAAUUGCUGAAAACUUCGGGUGGUUACAUUUCUUUUUUACUUGCUGUAAAAGAAUAAUUUCAAUUCCAUUUAUUAUAUAACUAGCAGAUCCCGCCCGCUUCGCGGACUAUAAAAAUGUAUUACUAAUAUAAUUUAUAUACAUAUUAGUAAUUUAUACGCGUAUUUUUUACAGUGUAAUUCUUUCAAUUGAGCAAAUAAAAAUA